This is a messenger RNA of Tripterygium wilfordii, 1138 nucleotides long. Its product is annotated as endochitinase-like. The record is from RefSeq and is a predicted model, not a curated record. Gene Ontology annotation, molecular function: chitin binding; chitinase activity. Gene Ontology annotation, biological process: defense response to fungus; cell wall macromolecule catabolic process; carbohydrate metabolic process. Bases 97 to 1035 code for a protein of 312 amino acids. The transcript is spliced from 3 exons. NCBI's taxonomy places the organism in Eukaryota, Viridiplantae, Streptophyta, Magnoliopsida, Celastrales, Celastraceae.
CAUUUACAAACAAUCCCUCCUCUCCAUAUCAUUGCCUAUAAAUACCAAACUCUCAUGCUGCAAAAACUCAAAUCAGAAACAUAAAGUGAAAGAAAAAUGAAGAUCUGGGUACUCACAAUUGUGUCUCUAUUGUUGUCCUCCUUGGGCUCAGCUGAGCAAUGUGGAAGGCAAGCUGGUGGUGCCUUAUGCCCUGGAGGCGCUUGUUGUAGUCAAUAUGGUUGGUGUGGCAACACCAAUGAAUAUUGUGGUGAGGGCUGCCAAAGCCAAUGCAGUGGCAGCAGUGGUGGCGGUGAUAUUGGGGGAAUCAUCUCUAGAGACAGGUUCAAUGAUAUUCUUAAGCAUAGAAAUGAUAACGCUUGUCCAGGGAAGGGAUUCUAUACCUAUGAUGCAUUUCUUGCAGCUGCCAAGGCCUACCCUGCAUUUGGCACCACUGGGGAUGAUGCAACUCGUAGAAGGGAGAUCGCUGCUUUUCUCGCACAAACUUCCCAUGAAACUACUGGAGGAUGGCCGAGUGCUCCUGAUGGUCCUUAUUCUUGGGGGUAUUGCUUUGUUAGGGAGCGAAACCCACCAUCCAGUUAUUGUGAUCCCAAAUAUCCAUGUCCCAAGCAAUACUAUGGUCGUGGACCUCUCCAACUCUCAUGGAACUACAACUAUCAACAAGCUGGGCGAGCCAUAGGAGUUGACCUGAUAAACAAUCCAGACCUUGUAGCCACUGACGCUGUUAUAUCCUUCAAGACAGCAAUUUGGUUCUGGAUGACUGCACAAUCACCAAAACCUUCCUGCCACGAUGUGAUCACAGGAAUAUGGAGACCCUCUGGUGCCGAUACAGCGGCUGGUAGGGUUGCAGGGUAUGGUGUGAUCACAAACAUCAUCAAUGGAGGGAUUGAGUGUGGUAAGGGUCAGAAUCCUCAGGUGGAAGAUAGGAUUGGCUUCUUUAGAAGGUAUUGCCAGAUACUUGGAAUUGGCACUGGUAAUAAUCUGGACUGUUAUAACCAAAGGCCUUUUGGGUCUGGACUCUUGUUGGACACCCUGUAACUCUCCCUCCACAUAACCCAAACAAGAUGAUCUCCAUGUUGAGAUCAUCUGUUUUAUGUGAUGAAAAUAAUAAUAAUAAUAAGUGAUUUCUGUCUUAAUUUUA